ACCCAGAAACGAGCGAAAACAAAGCAUGCCACCCCGCCUGGCAAUCGCCCGCCCAAAAAUUCACCACCCCAUCACCAAAAAACCCUCGAUACACCACCGCCGCUUCUUCCCCCUCCCAAACGCCGCAUCACCGCAGCGCUUCACAACCAGCAGAUCCCUCCCAUACCCGCCACGCAGUCUCUUCAGCCUGGUGGCCGACAUAAAUGCCUACCACAAAUUCCUCCCGUACUGCCUGGGCUCACGCGUGACCCAAACCUGUCCGCGCACGCACCUACCAACGGAAGCGGAGCUACGCGUGGCUUGGGGGUCGUUCGAUGAGACCUUUACCAGUGUCGUUACGUGCUCGGCUGAGGCUGGCACUGUUGAGGCGAAUGGAGACCGGAACGAGAUUUUUGAGAAGCUGAUUACCCGGUGGGUUGUGAAGGACGGGGAGGCGGGGAGUAAGGUGUCGCUGUUUCUGGAGUUUGGGUUCAGGAAUCCGGUUUAUGCGAUUGUUAGUGCGGCGGUUGCGCCGAAGGUUGCCUCGGUCAUGAUUGAGGCGUUCGAGAAGAGGGCUGGGGAGCUUUUGGGGCGGAAGGGGGAGGGGGAGGUGCCGGAGGUGCAGAUGCCAGAGGAGGAGAGGGAUGCGAGGUGAGGAUUGGCUGAUGGUAUGAGGGGUUAGGCGGGACGAGGGGUAGAUUCGCAUAUACAGAUAGAUGGAUUUGGAUAGAGCGCUGUCUGUGCGUUUGAUUGUUUGGCGUGCUUGUGACGCUUCUUGUAGUAUAUUCACUAGCCGUGCUGUAUUGCACUGGUACAAAAUAGAGAGGGGGGCCUCUGGGAUUAAUCCUCUGGGGGUGGGGUGUCAGGACGUUCUGAAGUGUGCAAGUUUUUAUAUAAUACCCCGGAGGGAAUCUAGCUGGGCUGGCAUGAUAUGGUUACGUAUGUUAUGCAUCUUAUUGGAAUUACGGACUCAACUCCAAUAUAUCGCCAAGUAUCGUGGGUUGCACUUU
Molecule: messenger RNA, 989 nt
Organism: Tuber aestivum (summer truffle)
Lineage: Eukaryota; Fungi; Ascomycota; Pezizomycetes; Pezizales; Tuberaceae
Source: the annotation of a GenBank genome assembly